Messenger RNA from Helianthus annuus (common sunflower), 507 nucleotides. RefSeq names its product cysteine-rich repeat secretory protein 38. Bases 1 to 507 code for a protein of 168 amino acids. Lineage: Eukaryota; Viridiplantae; Streptophyta; Magnoliopsida; Asterales; Asteraceae. The record is from RefSeq and is a predicted model, not a curated record. The transcript has a single exon.
AUGAAGAAACAAAUGAAAAUGAAAACCAUCACUUUACUUUUGCAUCUUCUACAAAUAAUCCUCAAUGUUGCUAACUUCACCAUGGCUGAACCAAUCUAUAGCGAAAUCUUCCUAUGCAGGAAAGACUCCGGCACUUAUGAACCCAACAGCCUCUACAAAACAAACCUCAUGUCUGCACUCAAGAGCUUACCCGCUUUAACCUCUAAAUCCAUUGGCGUUAAACCAAAUCAAGUUACCGCUAUAGCACUUUGUGCGGGCUAUUUAAAUCCCCAAGACUGCAAGUCUUGCGUAGACAAAACAAUCCCACUGCUUCUACAGAAGUGUCCAAACCAGAAGGGAGCCGCGGCAUGGAUGAUGAAAUGUAUGGUGAAAUACGGGGAAUAUGUUGCAAAUAAUUACAAUGUUUGGUUUGUUGCCAAUGAAGUUAGUGGCACAAAAACUAAGGAUGUUGUUGGGCUACAAAAUGCCCUGUCUAGUUUGGGAGAUACGUUAUUGCUAGGAUUAUAG